CAACAGCUUCGAUCGGUACUUCCCCAGUGCCACCCCUAGACCAUUUCUAAGCAGACUCAGCUUAGAACUCGCGAUUUCCUGCGUUCAUAUUUCGACUCUAUUCAUACAAUCGUCUAUUCAUCUGUCAUUGUUCGUUCAGCAACAUGUCGCGCCAUCACCCCGAUCUCGUUAUGUGCCGCAAGCAACCUGGCAUCUCUAUCGGCCGUCUGUGUGACAAAUGUGAUGGAAAGUGCCCCGUGUGCGACUCCUACGUGCGCCCUACCACCCUGGUCCGUAUUUGUGACGAGUGUUCAUUCGGUAACUACCAGAAUAAAUGCAUCGUUUGCGGUGGCGAGGGCAUCAGUGAUGCAUUCUACUGCUUUGAAUGCACGCGACUAGAGAAGGACAGAGACGGCUGUCCGAAGAUUAUAAAUUUGGGAAGUUCAAGGACAGAUUUAUUCUAUCAAAAAAAGAGUUUUCGAAAUCAUUGAUGUGGUGGAUUUCGGCCUUGAUUUUGUCGCGGGGAAUAUGCGACUGGGCCUACGCGUGUACGACGAGCCGGCGUGCCUUUUAUCCUACAUCGCUGGCUUUCUCGACAGCGGGUUACUGUUAAUGUGGCUGCUGAGAAUAUCAAUGGAACUCGACUGCAGGAGAUAAGUGUAUGGCUGCUUCUACGUUGGGCCCACUCGGCUCUCCGUAGCAAGCGUUGUCGGAGUGGGAUGUGGCUACAAAACUUGAUUUACCUCCCUGGCCGCCUGGGCUUCGCGAAUCCUCGUCUGAUACCGUCGUUUUGGGGCGGGUUCACCUCUUCGUGGAGCCGCUCGCCUGUAACCUCGUCCGGUGCGCCGGCCUCAAUCU
This is a messenger RNA of Aspergillus versicolor CBS 583.65, 837 nucleotides long. RefSeq names its product PHF5 family protein. Bases 144 to 470 code for a protein of 108 amino acids. The record is from RefSeq and is a predicted model, not a curated record. Gene Ontology annotation, biological process: mRNA splicing, via spliceosome. The transcript has a single exon. Gene Ontology annotation, cellular component: U2 snRNP; catalytic step 2 spliceosome; precatalytic spliceosome. NCBI's taxonomy places the organism in Eukaryota, Fungi, Ascomycota, Eurotiomycetes, Eurotiales, Aspergillaceae.